AGUGGUGCACUAACAGUGGAAGAAGGAGGAGGGUGAAGGCGGACAAGAGAGAAAAACAUCAGGAAGAAGAAGAAACUGUAAUGCAUGUGGCUCGUGACGGAAAAAGGGAACAGAUUCAGUAUCCAGGGAGUUCAGAUAGGUACCUGAUAGAUGACAGGGUUUUUUUUUUUCAUGGGGAGCUGGAAGUUGAAUGCAUUCUGAGUCGUUGCACAUGUUUGCGUGCUUUCGCCUGGAUGGCACAGAGGAAGACGGAACACCUGUUAUUCUGACAGAUCCCAACUCGCAUUGGUCGGGCUGUCUCUGCAGCGUUUUGCCUACCUGCACGGCGUUUGACCUUCCUUAGUCAGCAAGCAGAGUGUGACUGCGGAGAGAAAAAGAACGAGAAAGGAGGAGAGGUGGAGGGAGGGAGCGUCUUCUGAAAAACACAGAGAGAGGGAUAGAGUGGUAAAGUGGAGUAGCAGCCAUGGGAGUUGUUGCUUUGUGAUUCGUGUCCAGGACCUGCUCUUCUCGUCUUGGGCUACAGAGCUGGCUCAGUUGAUUGUGUUUUUUUUUUUACACAAGAAUCUGGGACCUUAGAUAAUCUACGCCUUCUGCCACCCAGACCAACUGAAAUGACGUUUGGUGCUUGACAAGGCUUGAAUGUUUUUUUUUCUUCCCUUUUUAAUUUUAAUUUUCAAUUUGUAAAAUGCAUUUUUAAUAUUUUUAGAUAUCAGUUUAAACUUUAGUGCUUGGACUCCUCUGCAAGAAUGGAUAUGUCAGACAACCCUCAAGGGUCUUCUGCCCGAGCGCUGAGGGUGGGAGACUCGAAAGUGGGGGAGCCUAGGAUAGGAGAGGGGAUGAGAAUGGGGGAGAGAGACACCCCAUUGAGGCUGUCACCUUUCCGUAUGCUUCGAAUGCUCGACUCGUGCCGUCCUCCAGGGAACCGGAUUGGUAUCGUUCAUGAAAAUGUGAAGAUGGGUUCAGACGGAGAAAGUGAUCAGGCAUCUGGGACAUCCUCUGAUGAGGUCCAAAGCCCAGUCAGGGUCCGCAUGAGGAACAACCACCAUCGUCGCAUCUCCAAUGAGGACAUAAACAAACGGUUGUCUCUGCCAGCUGACAUCAGGUUACCGGAGGGCUACCUGGAGAAGUUUGCCAUGAACAGCCCCCCCUUCGACAAACCCAUGAGCCGCAGGCUACGGCGCGCAUCUCUGUCUGAAAUCGGCUUUGGGAAACUUGAGACCUACAUCAAACUGGACAAACUAGGCGAGGGGACCUACGCUACAGUUUUUAAAGGUCGGAGCAAGUUAACAGAUAAUCUAGUUGCUUUGAAAGAGAUACGCCUUGAGCACGAGGAGGGUGCACCCUGCACAGCCAUCCGAGAAGUGUCUCUACUGAAAGACUUGAAACACGCCAAUAUUGUCACUCUCCAUGACAUCAUCCACACUGACAAGUGCCUGACUCUUGUAUUUGAAUACCUGGAAAAAGACCUAAAGCAAUAUAUGGAUGACUGUGGUAGCAUCAUGAGCGUUCACAAUGUCAAGAUCUUCUUAUUCCAGCUUUUAAGAGGCCUGGCAUACUGCCACAGAAGAAAGGUUCUCCACAGGGACCUCAAACCCCAGAACCUGCUCAUCAAUGAAAAAGGAGAGCUCAAACUAGCAGACUUUGGUUUGGCUCGAGCAAAGUCUGUCCCUACAAAGACUUACUCGAAUGAAGUCGUGACACUAUGGUACCGGCCUCCAGAUGUUCUGCUGGGCUCAACUGAGUACUCUACACCCAUUGAUAUGUGGGGUGUGGGCUGUAUCUUUUAUGAGAUGAUCACAGGCAGACCUCUCUUCCCUGGGUCAACAGUGGAGGAUGAGCUUCACCUCAUAUUUCGAAUUCUUGGCACCCCUACGCAGGAGACUUGGCCUGGAAUCACCACGAGUGAAGAAUUUAAGACCUUCAAUUUCCCCCGCUACCGGGCAGAGCCCCUUGUCAACCACGCGCCCAGAAUAGACAGUGAUGGCCACGACUUGCUCUCAUUGCUUUUACAGUUCGAGGCAAAGAAGCGUGUAUCAGCAGAAGACGCUCUCAGACACUCAUAUUUCAGGUGUCUGGGGGAGCAGGUCCAGACACUGGCUGACACUGCAUCGAUUUUCUCUGUAAAAGGCAUUCAACUUCAAAGAGAUCCAGGGAAGAGAUCCUCGAUCCACCCCGAGUCAAGUAACCCAGGGGAAGAGCAGGAGGCAGAGUAUGUUGUUUUAGUGCUGGCGGGGGCGAUAACAUGAGGACGACAGUGACACUAUGAGCUGUCUUGUCAGACAUACAUUCACUGACCCUGCCACACACAAGGAGUAACACACGCCUGCCACUUAAAAACAUACACUAAUACUCAAUAAAAAGAAAAAAGGCUAUCAUCUGCAUAUACAGAAAAAUGAUGACAAAGUUAUGGCUGAAGAAUCUUAGAAAAUAAAGACUCAAGCCCAUCCCCAAAAGAAAAUGAGAUAUAUUGCGUGAUGCUGGAAGAAAAGUGGGAGAAUGUGAUUCUCCUUGCUGCUACUACUGCUGCUGCCCAGAAGAGGGCAGCACUGGGGUGUGACCUGACUCAGUUGUAAAGCAGAACUUGCUGUAUCAGUGAGCUGUAAGGAAGAAGUUGAUCAAAACACAAAUCCAAGGCAAAGAGAGAACAAGGUGGUGUCUGUUGCUCUCCUGUAUUUUUUGUUGUAUAUAAGUAGACUGAUCUGUAGAACUGCUUUUUCAUAACACACCUCAGACUGACUCCAAACUCUUUAAGUAUUGAACCUCAAUCUUAAACCCUGCCUAAAGACUUGACCCUUUAUUACAUGAGCUUUCCCUCCGUCUUUUUCUCUCACGCUCCAUGCUUCUUUAUCUCAAUCUUAAACACUCACAACUACACUUACACUGUUGGCUCACUUGAAAACUAUGAGUGCGUAAAUUCUUGGAGUUUACAGAGAUAAACUUUUGCACCUUAUUGUCCAGCUGGGGUCAGGGUGGCUGUCGUUACCUCAUCAGUCACUCGAGCAGUAGGAUGUACACAAAUGACGAGGCAUCAAAUUGUCAAACCAAGAAUAAAUAACCCCUUACUAACCGUAGGGCAUGGAAUGAUGUGAUGCACUAUUUCACUGCUUUGCAGUUUGAAACACUGCAGUCGUCAUAGCAGUAACAAACAGUAAUAGUGCUUUUUUUACUGCGUGAAUUGCUGUUUGUCAGUACUUGAGAAGAAUAACACUGAAAGAGGUACCGAUAAAGAACGUGUACAAAUCCUCACUCGCUUCUUUUUAGACACCCCCCCCCCUCCUCUUUUGCCUUGACUGAGAAGUUGUCUUGAUUUUUUUCCUUUGUCUUAUGUACAGGUGUUGAUGUUGAACUGGUCUGUUUGCACCUGAUUUUACCUCUUUGACAUAAGUAGAUCAUUAAAAAAAAUCUGUCAAAUUCUUCUUUUUUUCUGUAUCCUUUUUUAAAAAGUAAAUCUAUAUAUGUGUUCAUAAGUUUACUUUGUUAGAAGCAAUGAUAAUUCCAGGAAGCUGUACUCAGUCGUAACAGUGGGUGACUGGCUGGGGACGUGUUGCACAUUCCUUGAGCUCAGGACUAAUGUUAUUUUUUGAAUGCUGUGAGAUGCAGAUGGUUGCGCUUGUCUUGCCAGUAGACCAGUUCUUGGUAUGAUAACCUUUACAAAGCUGGUUCAAAUUGUAUGUAAAGAAAAUUUAUUUUCAGCGUCAACCUGUCAUUCUUUCUCUAUUCAUUUGACCAUGAUGUUGUUCAGAGACUACUUUCCCGUGUUCUUUCCGGUCAUCUGUUUUAGCAUGUUUCUGUAUUAACACCUUUUUAAAUUGGUAUGUGAAAUAGCUGCUGUGGCAAAAGGAAAAUCUCCUGUAAAUGUCUGCAUGGGACUUAUCUUAUUACCUGAUUUUUACACCAAAUAUAACAUUAGCACCUGGAAAGGGUACCAAAAAUAACACAAAGACAAUGCCAUGGAACCACAUAGGUUGGAUAACAAAUGUGACUCCACUUCUGCCACAGAAGAGAAGAUGGCUGUGUGGCCUGUCUACCUGGACUGUAACAUCCCAUGAGUACUGUUGAACUCAGGCAUUAAGUUCCUUCAUACUGUUAUUAUUACAGGCUGCCAGAAACAAGAGGACCAAAGUAAGUCCUCCACACACUAGGUGUUCAAGCACACAACUGUUUCACACACCAAUCAACUGACAUGUCAACAUGUACUGUAUAUGUGAGAUGGCCUGUGAGUGUAGAUUGGAGUUCCCUGUACCUCAGGCGCUGACCUCGGGUCAUAUCCACAUCUUUCUCCAAAAUAGAUUUAGAAAGUGUGAAGUGAUCCUGUGUCUGUGCUUGUCACAAGGACUACUUAUUUUCCCAGAGUGUGACAGUAUGUAGCAUGUACAUAGAUGAUCCCUCAUUGUGUGUACAAAAAUGUACAGGUUUGAUACGGCCAAUCACUUACUGUUUUUUUCUUUUCUUUAUUGAAAGUCAUAGCAAUAUUUCUGUAAUCAAUAAAAAGCCAUGGAAACAGGA
Molecule: messenger RNA, 4506 nt
Organism: Menidia menidia (Atlantic silverside)
Lineage: Eukaryota; Metazoa; Chordata; Actinopteri; Atheriniformes; Atherinopsidae
Source: the annotation of a GenBank genome assembly